AUGGUAUAUGAUACCGACUCUGUAGAUUCAGAACCAGAUGAUGACAAAGACGUAGUGUCUGUCGUUUCUUCCUCCUCAUCAUCGAGAAAAACAAAUACACCAAAAAAGAAAGAAGAUAAAUCAUCCUUCUUUACAUUCUCGGAUGGUGAAAAAGACAAGAGCUCUACGGUUAUUGUAACACCUGAAAAGCCAUUGGUCAAGAAUGACAUGUCUGCGAAAUCAGUAUACUCAUUUUUCGAUACCAAACCACCAAUGCAUUGCAAUCUUAAUGGAGGGAGCAGUCACAACCCCUCCUCCUCCUCCUCCUCAUCCUCCUCCACCAAAGAUUCUGCCAUUCAUAUCAAAGUGCCAGAUGUUGUCAAAGAUCAUCAGAUGCAGCGGUCGUUGUCAGGAAACAAAAACUAUAACUUUGAAAAGGCUCAAUCAAAAUAUAACUCUAUAAUAUUACCAAAAAAAUCCAACAACUCUUCCUCCUCAUCUUCAUCCUCCUCCUCCUCCUCCUCUAAACAAACAUCAAUGGAUUUGACAACUGAAGAAGAAGUAGAGGAAACAGAGGAAUCGAUUCAGCAAUCUUUAACCUCAAUGUUGGGAAACAAUCGUAGUUUGAUGACAUCGACUGUUGACAAGAUACCCUUUAGAAACUUUAAAUUGUAUUCAAAUAGUGAUGGAACAGCCUAUUCAGGAGAGGUAUUCGCAUUCAACGUGUUCAAGCUAUUGAAAAGUUGGGUGAAGCCUUUAACAACUCUCCUUGCUUUCCAAACCGAUCCACAUUUCGUCGCGACAUGA
This is a messenger RNA of Cavenderia fasciculata, 786 nucleotides long. RefSeq lists its product as uncharacterized. The coding region runs from base 1 to 786 and encodes 261 amino acids. Lineage: Eukaryota; Evosea; Eumycetozoa; Acytosteliales; Cavenderiaceae. The transcript is spliced from 2 exons. The record is from RefSeq and is a predicted model, not a curated record.